UGACCAGUGUGCCGGGCGGGGCCAGCCCUGUGACGUCACACCGCAAAGCAUGCUGGGAGAGGAAAACUCCAGGAACCUGAGGGAAAGAGGAAGUUCUGCUGGAAACGUCCUGUAAAGAGGCUCUGAUGUCCGGACAGCGGGAGGGAGAGCCCCGGCAUGAGGAGGAGCAGAGAGAUCCAGUCAGAGGACAACACCAGAGAGAUGUCCGCGUCCUCUCCUUCCACAGGAUGGUCAGACGACUGUACCGGGAUCACAGAGGAACACCUUAUACCUACAUAUUAUGAUGCAGAUGAUUCGGUUGUCGCACCAGAUACAUAUGAAAAACGUGCCAUUAUCCCAGUUGUACCCUCAGACCUUCAAAUCAAAAAUCUGCCAUCUGAUCCUUUAAAAAAGACUGUUAUGCAGAAUGCAAACCACAGAAGUGGUGCUGGAUCCCAAAGAGCUCAGAAAGGGAAGAAGUCUUAUUCAUGUUCAGAAUGUGACAAAUGUUUUACUGUAAAAUCACUUCUUGAGAGGCAUCAGAGAGUUCACACAGGGGAGAAACCGUAUUCAUGUUUAGAAUGUGGCAAAUGUUUUACUCGGAAAUCAUAUCUUGUGAGGCAUCAGAAUAUUCACACAGGGGAGAAGCCAUAUUCAUGUUCAGAAUGUGGCAAAUGUUUUACUCAGAAAUCAUAUCUUGUUAGGCAUCAGAAUAUUCACACAGGGGAGAAUCCGUAUUCAUGUUCAGAAUGUGGCAAAUGUUUUACUCAGAAAUCAAAUCUUGAGAGGCAUCAGAUAGUUCACACAGGGGAGAAGCCGUAUUCAUGUUCAGAAUGUGGCAAAUGGUUUACUGCAAAAUCACAUCUUGAGAGGCAUCAGAAAAUUCACACAGGGGAGAAGCCGUAUUCAUGUUCAGAAUGUGGCAAAUGUUUUACUCGGAAAUCAAGUCUUGAGAGCCAUCAAAGACAUCACACAGGGGAGAAGCCGUAUUCAUGUUCAGAAUGUGGCAAAUGUUUUACUUAUAAAUCAAAUCUUGAGAGCCAUCAAAGAUAUCACAUAGGGGAGAAGCCGUAUUCAUGUUCAGAAUGUGGCAAAUGUUUUACUGAGAAAUCAAAUCUUAAGAGCCAUCAAAGACAUCAUACAGGGGAGAAGCCGUAUUCAUGUUCAGAAUGUGGUAAACGUUUUGCUAAGAAAUCAAUUUUUCAUAACCAUCAGAGAAUUCACACAGGGGAGAAGCCAUUUUCAUGUCCAGAAUGUGGAAAAUGUUUUGCUUUGAAUACUCAGCUUGCUGAUCAUUUAAAAAAUCACACAGGAGAGAGGCCAUUUUCCUGCCCAGAAUGUGGAAAAUGUUUUGCUCAUAAAUCAGUUCUUAAGGUUCAUCAGGUUAUUCACACAGGAGAGAAGCUAUUUUCAUGCCCAGAAUGUGGGAAAUGUUUUACGCAAAAUGCAUCUCUUUAUAAACAUAAGAAAAGUCACAUAGGAGAGAAGCCAUAUUCAUGUUCAGAAUGUGGGGAUUGUUUUAGCCAGAAAUUUUAUCUCCAGAGCCAUCAGAGAAUUCACACAGGGGAGAAGCUAUACCAUUGUUCCGAAUCUUUCUCAGAAUCAGAUGUGGCUGGCAAACAUAAGAAUGGACUGCAGUACCUGGGCUCCAGCAGCUCCUGCCAUCUCUCCACCUCCGGCCCAGCUUCUUGCAGUCCCCUGAGGAUAAUAUCCAGAACCCCAGCCAGAGGCGGCCUCCUCCUGCCGCUGCCGAGCCAGCACGUCCCAAGGUGUAUAAUAUCCGCUGCCAUCCCCACGCUGAUCAGCUGGGAGCAGCGCCACAGCCGGCCGGAAGAGAAGAUGGGACACGCCGCUGCAGCCGCCGCCCGGGAGAAGAUGGGACACGCUGCUGCAGCCGCCGCCCGGGAGAAGAUGGGACACGCUGCUGCAGCCGCUGCCCGGAAGAUGGGACACGCUUCCGCCACCGCUGAUCUAGGGCCAUGA
Molecule: messenger RNA, 1962 nt
Organism: Bufo bufo (common toad)
Lineage: Eukaryota; Metazoa; Chordata; Amphibia; Anura; Bufonidae
Product: gastrula zinc finger protein XlCGF26.1-like
Exons: 4
Coding region: 157-1962 (601 amino acids)
Biological process (GO): regulation of transcription by RNA polymerase II
Molecular function (GO): RNA polymerase II cis-regulatory region sequence-specific DNA binding; DNA-binding transcription factor activity, RNA polymerase II-specific
Source: RefSeq, a predicted model, not a curated record